AUGCUACCGUCCGAACGAGUGGCUACCUUUGUGCUUGCCGGCACUUCUCUGGUCACAGUCAGUACUGUCGUCAUCGUCGGUUAUAUAUUCGCUGAUAUCAACCGAUUUUAUGACAUCACUCUGAAGGAACUCGGUGAAUUCAAGUUCUACGCCGAUGACGCAUGGGAAAACAUGCUCCACAGCGAUCAGCAAAGCUAUCAUGGGAUUCAGAAACUUCUUGAAAGAUCCAAACGAGCAUAUGGCGCAGAAUGCAACUGUGAAGAAAGGGCACGAAAUUGCCCUGCAGGGCCUCCAGGCCCACCAGGAGAAGGGGGAUCUCCUGGAGAUGAUGGACCCCCAGGAGUAGAUGGCAGACCAGGCACACCAGGAAAAUCCAUUACAACUUCUAGACCUGGUGGAUGUAUCCAAUGUCCGGCGGGACCACCAGGACCACCAGGACCGCCCGGCGGUGAAGGCAUUGCUGGCCCACCUGGAAAAGAUGGGCCACCUGGAGCUUACAUGGCUGCAGUCUCAAAACCUGGCCCACCUGGUCCACCGGGAGAUGCUGGUGCACCAGGAGAGGCAGGCCCACCUGGCCCACCUGGACGACCCGGAGAAAGCGGAAAGACAGGGCGU
Messenger RNA from Cooperia oncophora, 615 nucleotides. NCBI's taxonomy places the organism in Eukaryota, Metazoa, Nematoda, Chromadorea, Rhabditida, Trichostrongylidae. The record is from the annotation of a GenBank genome assembly.